This is a messenger RNA of Echinops telfairi (small Madagascar hedgehog), 2453 nucleotides long. It is a transcript of the gene LRFN4, whose product is annotated as leucine rich repeat and fibronectin type III domain containing 4. The record is from RefSeq and is a predicted model, not a curated record. Lineage: Eukaryota; Metazoa; Chordata; Mammalia; Afrosoricida; Tenrecidae. The coding region runs from base 305 to 2215 and encodes 636 amino acids. Gene Ontology annotation, molecular function: protein binding. The transcript has 2 exons.
GGUUCUGGGGACGCCUGAAAAAGGAAGUUCCGGGACCCUCCCUGCUCGCGUGCCCACCUCCGCUUCCUGCCUCGUGCCUCACCUUGUCCCCAGUGCCUGGUCUCCCCCCUGCCGCUGGGGACAUGUGAUUUCCCCUGGGGGCCUGACCCUGCAGGCCCCAGCCGGCCCUCAGUUCAAGUGGGGGAGGGGCUGAGCCUCGGACACUCCCCCCAUCUCCUGGAACUGCAGCCACACAGGUGGGCACCUGCACCAGCCCCACCUGUGCCUGGGCUGUGUCCCGCCCUUCCUCUGCAGGCCGCUCACCAUGGCCCCACCGCUCCUGCUGCUGUUGCUGGCCAGUGGAGCGGCCGCCUGUCCGCUGCCCUGCGUCUGCCAGAACCUGUCCGAGUCGCUCAGCACCCUGUGUGCCCACCGAGGCCUGCUCUUCGUGCCGCCCAACGUGGACCGGCGCACGGUGGAGCUGCGGCUGGCAGACAACUUCAUCCAGGCCCUAGGCCCCCCUGACUUCCGCAACAUGACCGGGCUGGUGGACCUGACGCUGUCCCGCAACGCCAUCACCCGCAUCAGCGCCCGCGCCUUCGGGGACCUGGAGAGCCUGCGCUCGCUGCACCUGGACGGCAACCGGCUGGUGGAGCUGGGCGCUGGCAGCCUGCGCGGGCCGGGCAACCUGCAGCACCUCAUCCUCAGCGGCAACCAGCUGGGCCGCAUCGCGCCGGGCGCCUUCGACGACUUCCUGGAGAGCCUGGAGGACCUGGACCUGUCCUACAACAACCUGCGGCAGGUGCCCUGGGCCGGCAUCGGGGCCAUGCCUGCUCUGCACACGCUUAACCUGGACCACAACCUCAUUGACGCGCUGCCACCGGGCGCCUUCGCCCAGCUCGGCCAGCUCUCCCGCCUCGACCUCACCUCCAACCGCCUGGCCACGCUGGCGCCCGACCCGCUCUUCUCUCGGGGGCGGGACGCGGAGGCAUCCCCGGCCCCGCUGGUGCUGAGCUUCAGCGGGAACCCGCUGCACUGCAACUGCGAGCUGCUGUGGCUGCGGCGGCUGGCGCGGCCUGAUGACCUAGAGACCUGCGCUUCUUUACCAGGCCUGGCCGGCCGCUACUUCUGGGCCGUACCUGAGGGCGAGUUCUCCUGCGAGCCGCCCCUCAUUGCCCGCCACACGCAACGCCUCUGGGUGCUGGAGGGCCAGCGGGCCACGCUGCGGUGCCGGGCCCUGGGCGACCCCACGCCCACCAUGCACUGGGUCGGCCCUGAUGACCGGCUGGUGGGCAACUCCUCCCGGGCCCGAGCCUUCCCCAAUGGGACCCUGGAGCUCGGGGUGACUGGUGCUGGGGACGCGGGGGACUACACCUGUAUUGCUACCAACCCUGCUGGCGAGGCCACGGCGCGAGUGGAGCUGCGGGUGCUGGCCCUGCCUCACGGCGGGAAUGGCAGCACCGAGGGUGGCCGCCCGGGGCCCUCGGACAUCGCUGCCUCGGCUCGCACUGCUGCCGAGGCUGAGGGGACGCAAGAGACCGAAGCGGCCGUGCAGGUGACAGAGGUGACGGCCACCUCGGGGCUGGUGAGCUGGGGGCCCGGGCGGCCAGUGGAGCCGGUGUGGAUGUUCCAGAUCCAGUACAACAGCAGUGAGGACGAAGCACUCAUCUACCGGAUCGUCCCUGCCUCCAGCCACCACUUUCUGCUGAAGCACCUGGUUCCCGGUGCGGACUAUGACCUCUGCCUGCUGGCCCUGUCGCCUGUCGCCGGGCCCUCUGACCUCACGGCCACCAGGCUGCUGGGCUGUGCCCACUUCUCCACGCUGCCAGCCACACCUUUGUGCCAUGCCCUGCAGGCCCAUGUGCUGGGUGGGACGCUGACUGUGGCUGUGGGCGGCGUGCUGGUGGCCGCCUUGCUGGUCUUCACCGUGGCCUUGCUGGUUCGGGGCCGGGGCGCUGGGAAUGGCCGCCUGCCCCUGAAGCUCAGCCACGUCCAGUCUCAGACCAAUGGAGGUCCCAGCCCCACACCCAAGAGCCACCCGCCCCGGAGCCCCCCACCCCGCCCACAGCGCAGCUGCUCCUUGGACCUGGGGGACAGCGGUGGGUGCUACGGCUAUGCCAGGCGCCUGGGAGGGGUCUGGGCUCGGCGGAGCCACUCUGUGCAUGGGGGGCUGCUCGGGGCAGGGUGCCGGGGGGUCGGGGGUAGUGCAGAGAGGCUGGAGGAGAGUGUAGUGUGAGGGCACCCUGAGGCCCUCCAUGCUGCAGAUCGGCCCGCCCAAUGCACAGGCAGGCGCCCCCGGUAAGUAGGCGCUGCCUGGGGCCUCUCGGCUUUUAUUCUCGGUACCUCAGAGUCCCCUCAACUCAGCCUGACGGGGACCCUCCCUGGACCUGGCCUGUAGGCAGCAGCGGGGGGCUUCCGCUGACCAAGCAGCAGUCUUGUUUUUAUUGAUAAUAAAACUGUUGGGGACACCUCCA